UAGUUGAUUUUAAUUAUCCACAGCUGACGGUUUGUGAGAACGGCGGGCGCUAAGCAAUAUUUGUGUAUUUUUUUGGUUUGUUUUAUGUCGACUAACAAAAGUGCAAUUGUGUAUUAAAAAUAGCGACUAGCUUACAAUAAAGAAAACAAUUAAAUGCCAUUCGUACAUCUGAGGCGCACAGUGCAAAAGCUCAGAGCGAACCAGCGGCAACUGGCGGCAAGAUUGAUUUAAACAUUUGAUCGACAGACGCCGCCUGGACAUGAGCAAGGCCGGCAAGCACAUCCAGAGCAGUGGCCCAGCUUUGGCUAUAGGCCACGCCUCCAAGGCACUGCUCGCGCCCUCGACUGGACCCGCAACAACAACAACAACAGCAACGUCUAACGGUCAGGCCACCAGCCCCACCAAUGUGUUCAAUUCCAUAAUGAGCUUCCUGCCGGACAAUCGGCCAAUCACCUCACUGCACAUUGUCGCGGACUUUGAGCGCUGCCCGAAGAACUUUAAUGCCAUACAUCGGACAUACGAUCAGGAUGCUGACGCGGAUCUGUGGCGUGAGAAUAAUAUACUCUUUGGACGCCAAACCACGCGCUAUCUGUGCCUAUCCAAAUCUGAGGGCUUGCCCGAAUACGUUGUCGAGACGCUCAAAGUCAUUGCCGAGAAGGUGCCGCCGCCUAAAGAGUUUUCGCUGCUCUCUCGCACCGCGGACACCGAUCAGAAGGCGUGGCGGAAGCGUCAAAUCGCCUAUAAGCUGUCCAAACGGAGCACCGUCGUGCAGGCCGUUACUGAUGUCAUACUCUGCUCCAAGCAAAAAAUAGCGCCCGAUGGAUUCAAGCUGGCCGGCGACAUUAACGGCGUCCUAGUCUGUUAUAAAACUGGUGCCAUUCCCGUGCGUCUGCCCCCGCCUGUUCCGGGCAGUAGCUGCGAAGUGGAGCAGGCGCUGAAUCGUCUCAAUUUGCAUGGCCAGCGCACAGCACGUGGCCCGCUGCCGCAGUUGCCUGCUACGACUGAACAUCACGACUAUGAGGAGAUACAGGCGCACUAUCAAAUCAAUUCACCUCAGAGACCAGCGCCGCCACGUCCAGCGUCAACAGCUCUCGCAGGAACAGGUCCAACUUUAGGAACAACUGGGCGCUCUGGCUAUUUUGGCAUUGGCACACUUGGCACCUACACAGAGCUGGAGGGUGUGCCGUUUGCCAUGCAUGCGAUGCUGCAGCGCAGCCAGCCUAUGACUGAAUUGCCUACACUGCCCGAAAUCUCAACGCUGUUGAAAACUCUUGACUAUGACUUUCAGCUGGAGCGUCAAAUCUUGUGCACCAUGAAAUCCUCGGCAUCCAAGAAUCCAUUCUUCAAGUAGCUCAAAAACCAAAUGAGCGCUCUAUAGUGAAAAAGAAAACGUAAAUUUAAUUAAAUCAAUUGUUUCAAUUGGAUAAUACUAAAAACGAAAUGUACUUAGACUCGUAUGCGAACGAAUAGCACGAAUAUAUAGCACUCACAUUUGUAUAAUCAGUUCGAUUUCCAUUCGGUUCAAUUCGAUUCCAUUGAUACAAUAAUGAUUAUAUUUGCUUAAAAAGACCUCAGACCCAUAUGUGUGUAUAGAUUCCUGUGCCUUUGAUAUGUAUCUAAGUUCAUGUGUGCGUAUCUAAUGAAUAUGCAUCCCCAUUGUUAUAUCUGAGUCAAGCAAACAAACAAAAAAACCAUAUAUAAAUAUCUAUAUACAUACAAAUCAUAUUUAUAUGAAUUUGACCCGCAUUGUGAUCGUGAAACGAAUGUUUGUCAUUAUUAUUUUUAAA
Molecule: messenger RNA, 1787 nt
Organism: Drosophila hydei
Lineage: Eukaryota; Metazoa; Arthropoda; Insecta; Diptera; Drosophilidae
Gene: Mvb12
Product: multivesicular body subunit 12A
Exons: 6
Coding region: 260-1351 (363 amino acids)
Biological process (GO): regulation of epidermal growth factor receptor signaling pathway; endosome to lysosome transport via multivesicular body sorting pathway; virus maturation
Cellular component (GO): ESCRT I complex; cytosol
Source: RefSeq, a predicted model, not a curated record